Molecule: messenger RNA, 2822 nt
Organism: Aethina tumida (small hive beetle)
Lineage: Eukaryota; Metazoa; Arthropoda; Insecta; Coleoptera; Nitidulidae
Gene: Su(H)
Product: suppressor of hairless protein
Exons: 2
Coding region: 643-2169 (508 amino acids)
Biological process (GO): regulation of transcription by RNA polymerase II
Cellular component (GO): nucleus
Molecular function (GO): RNA polymerase II cis-regulatory region sequence-specific DNA binding; DNA-binding transcription activator activity, RNA polymerase II-specific
Source: RefSeq, a predicted model, not a curated record
UUUUAAUACUUCCAAUUGGCAAUUACGCAUCCAAACUUAAUUCGGACCGUCCCCCGUAGCUGACACAUAUCGAAAUUAGAACAUAAUUGGCUGUGAAUUGAGCCUAAUGCUGCCAAUAUCGCGAUUGUUUCCACGAUCGUCCGGAAUUGGUUUCGAACGUCCGCCGGUCCGCAACGUGUAGCCGGCCACGGCGCGCAAUCGAAUCGCGAACACCGCGACCCGUCCCCGGUCCUGGGAACGGCCGUCCGCCGACAAAUCACGCGCACAACAUGUCAAUUGUGGCGCACCAAUGUUGGCCGCACUGUCGGAAAAUUCAAGUUUUAAACAGGUGUUUUUCGAACGGAAUGAGGUAGCACGCACGGAGGGGGAGAACGUCGGAACAGCAGCGUUCGUUCUCACGUACAGCGGUAGCCGUGAAGGGUUUUAAGUCACGAAGUGUGCAGUUUACGGUUUGUUUACGAACGGCGAGCAACGCACACACGCUCCGCUGUAUUAAUCGGGGGGCGCCGGGGCACCGCAACGCGUCCACGACUCACAUCUCGGCGGCCGUGUUUCGCGUUACGUUCACCGAUUUCGGGGCCGGCAUGUGGUGCCGCCGUGUUAUGUGAAUAGUGCGCGGCCUCAAGUUCACGUACGCUGAAGAUGCCGCACCAGUACGGGCUGCCGGGCAUUGCACACGCACAGUCGCCGCCGACGCCGCCGCCGCAACAUGGGGCCAUGUAUCCCCGUUUCUCCGGGGCCGUCGUGCCAGGUGGCUACCGCGGCGAGGACCGUCGUCUGACCCGCGAGGCCAUGGAACGUUACCUGAGGGAGCGAUCGGACAUGGUCAUAGUUAUAUUGCACGCUAAGGUCGCCCAGAAGUCCUACGGCAACGAGAAAAGGUUCUUCUGUCCGCCCCCCUGUAUAUACUUGUUCGGGGACGGCUGGAGGCUGCGCCAGGAACAGAUGCUCAGGGAGGGUGAGUCGGAACAGGCGUCCCAGCUUUGUGCUUUCAUUGGUAUUGGCAACUCGGACCAGGACAUGCAGCAGUUGGACUUGAACAAUGGUAAACAGUACUGUGCAGCGAAGACUUUGUACAUAUCAGACUCUGACAAACGCAAACAUUUCAUGUUGUCUGUUAAAAUGUUUUAUGGUUCAGGACACGACAUUGGUGUGUUUCACAGCAAAAGAAUUAAAGUUAUAUCUAAGCCAUCGAAGAAAAAGCAGAGUUUAAAAAAUGCAGACUUGUGUAUAGCUAGUGGUACGAAAGUGGCACUGUUCAAUAGGUUAAGAUCACAGACAGUUUCUACAAGAUAUUUACACGUGGAGAACGGACAUUUUCACGCCAGUUCCACGCAAUGGGGUGCCUUCACAAUACAUCUGUUGGAUGACAAUGAAUCUGAGUCCGAAGAGUUCCAAGUACGAGAUGGUUACAUACACUAUGGCUCAACUGUGAAGCUAGUCUGUUCAGUUACGGGUAUGGCGUUACCAAGGCUCAUAAUCAGAAAGGUGGACAAACAGCAGGCCCUCCUCGAGGCGGACGAUCCGGUCUCGCAGCUGCACAAGUGCGCGUUCUACAUGAAGGACACCGAACGCAUGUACCUCUGCCUGUCCCAAGAGCGCAUCAUCCAGUUCCAGGCCACGCCCUGCCCCAAGGAGCCGAACAAGGAGAUGAUAAACGACGGCGCCUGCUGGACCAUCAUCUCCACCGACAAGGCCGAGUACCAGUUCUACGAGGGCAUGGGCCCGGUCCGUUCGCCGGUCACCCCCGUCCCUAUCGUGCACAGCCUGCACCUGAACGGGGGCGGCGACGUGGCCAUGCUGGAGUUGACCGGCGACAACUUCUCGCCGUCGCUGCAGGUGUGGUUCGGCGACGUGGAGGCCGAAACCAUGUACCGCUGUCAGGAGAGCAUGCUGUGCGUGGUGCCGGACAUCUCGCAGUUCAGGGGCGAGUGGCUGUGGAUCAGACAGCCGACGCAGGUGCCCGUCUCGCUGGUGCGCAACGACGGCAUCAUUUACGCGACGGGGCUGACGUUCACGUACACCCCGGAGCCGGGGCCGAGGCCGCACUGCGCACCGGCCGACGAGAUUAUGCGGCAGGGACAGCGCAGCGCUGCCGUUGCGCAGGCGCAGUCGCAGGCGGCCAUGGCGGCCGCGGAGGCGGCGUGGAACUCGCACGGUAUGCACUAGCUUUGAGGGUGCGGCGGCUUUUGACUUUUCGACGGCGGUCUGGCCUAAAAAAUGUUUCUUUGCCGUGGCAAAUUGUCUCGAACUUGCUGCUACAUGCAGGUUUUGCCUUUUGAAACAAAUAAGGGUAAUGAACAUUGAAUUUCAAAGUUUAAUGACGGUUUAGACAUAGAAAAAUAAGAAUAAAAAUAUUGUAAAUUUAUAUAUUUCCAGUAAUAAAUAAUUUAACAUACUCAGAAAAAAAGUAAAAGUAAAUUGACAUUAAAAACUUGGGUGGUAAUUACUUGAAAAUUGUUUCUGCAUUGAUUGGCCUCAUUUUUAUUAAAGACAUAAUUAUUAUAUUAUGAAAUAAUGCAAAGAAACAUUUAUAAAGUCAAGUCAAAAGUGGCCCAUUUAUUUAUAAACAUAUCCUUCAAUUGUUUUUUCCUAUUUUUCCUUAAAUUUUGGUUCGAAAUUAUACUCUCUAGAUAGUCAUAAAGAUGUGGAUGAUUUUUUUAAUUAAACAAUUAUUGAAUCUCAAUGUCUUGAAAUUUUCUUCUCGUAUUACUAUUUAUUGUGAUAUAUUUUAAUUGUACUGUUAAGAGAUUUUAUAUAUAACAAGUGUAAAUACCCAAUAUAAGUCCUAUAAAAAUAAAAACCAAAGUUAUGUAAGCUUA